AUAAAUACUCCUUGGGACCCCAACAGAAGAAAUCCUAAAACUGGGACUGUGGUCCUUGCUCAUAGAAUUGCCCUAGUCAUUGAUAGGCUGAGGAUUCCCUUCAGGUCUCCAGGGCAACAGGCCAGCUGACCAAUCAACUACUAGGUAUGGGGUCAUUGUUGGAGGAGGGAAUGUUGCUAUGACUACUGAAACCUUGGUGACAGCCAAACAGAAAAGAGCCUGCUCAGCCUCCCCAGACCGAAUCAAGCAAGUCUGUAGACAUGUCUGAGGAAAAGAUACCCGAGGUAGAAGAACAGAGUUUUCAAAAGGCCUGGGGACUUAAGAAGAUGGCUGACAGGUGGCGAAGUUCACACAUUCACUGUCAGUGGCAGAUGACAUUGAGCCAGAGGAGAAACCCCUAUGCCACCCUCAGGAUGCAGGUCACCAUGGCACAGGAGUUGGCCCUGGCCAACAAGCAGCUCCUGAUGGUCCGGCAAGCUGCCCUGCACCAGCUCUUUGAGAAGGAGCAUCGACAGUACCAACAGGAACUAAAUCAGAUGGGCAAAGCGUUUUACGUGGAGAGACUCUGACGGCAUCCGAAACACUGCCCUUCCCGUCUCACCGUGCCUGCUCACCUAGCCUUCUGGAGCCCCUACCACCUUGAAUGUCCUUCCCAAAACACACCUGGGUCUAGUUACCUGCCCAGGACUGCAGAUGGGGCUCCCACUCUUACCUUUCUCAGGUCAACCCCCUGACGCUAUUAGGAAACAAUCCAUGAAACAGUGGUGAGAACAAGAGUGGCGCCUUGUGGUCAUAAUGAGCUAGGCAGUGUUGAUGUGAGGUGGAGAGAUGGACAAUGGGAGAGAAUCCUGGUUUAACCAAUAAAGCUAGCUUUAGACAUUCAAACUUAGACCCCUUGGCUCACGUUUUCCGCCCUAAGAGUUGAUUUGCUCCAGCUCUGCUUAUUCACAGCUGCCUUAACCUUAAUACAGGUAGCUUAACAUAGGUGGCUCCCCCCCUCUCAGAUCUCACGUCCACUCAUCUUUUCUGAAUGUGGCUGUUAAUCCCUAGGCGCUGUGGGGUUUGAGGCUCAAGAAGCCUGCGUGUGAGGUUUGAGUCAGCCAGUUAUUGGGAGACUUUGAGGUGGGUCUGAAUUCCCACCUCUGCAAAAUGACAGGGUUCCAAACUCCAAUGCCUUCACGGGUCAGGCAGGUAAUACAACAGACAUGAGGAGUUGUAGGAUUUAUAGGGGACCAGAAAGAGCGUUAAAUCUAAAGGCAUUCAAAAUUUGAAAAAUACUGCAAAGGACUGACUUAUCAUACGCAUCUAUAGGCCACAGAGAACCUUCCUUUCCACUUUACAUUCAAACGAUCUCCCAAACCAGAGAGACCCCCAUUUUAAAAAAAGAUUCCCUUUCCCCAGCCCCGCCCCUUUGGCAACCACCCGCUGCUUCUCUGUAUCUAUGGAGAGACGCCAUUUUGCAGCCUGUAACAGUGGCAGGAAUACACCAUCAUUCCGAUGUGGUCACCAUCGUACACACUUCCAUGUUCUCUCCCUUUGCCGUCUGCAUCCAAUUGCUCACUCAUCCUUCCACAAUGAUCUGACGUGCCCUCAGCUCCACAUGGCUGUCUCCACUGCAAAACACACUUUUUCUUUCCCCCUCCCCCAAGUCCAUCUCCAUACCUUAAUAUAUAUGUUUCAUCUCAACUGUCAGGGCUUCUCCUUCCUUCUCUCCCUACAUACCCCACAGAUGAGCAGAGAGAGGGAACAGGGUCCAGAGAGAACACGGGCUUGAAGUCGGGUGUGGCUUCAAAGUCGGGCUUUUCCGAAUUGUGUCAUCAUGUGUAAGUUGCUUCCCUGAGCCUCAAUUUCCUCUUCUGAAAAUGGGGACAGUCAUACCCAUCUCAUAGCAUCAUUAAGAGGAUUAAAAAUAACAAGCAUAGGCGAGGAUGUGGAGAAAAGGGAGCCCUCAUGCACUGUUGGUGGGAAUGUAAGUCGGUACAGCCACUGUGGAAAACAGUACGGAGGUUCCUCAAAAUAUUAAAAAUAGAACUACCUUAUGACCCAGC
Rhinolophus ferrumequinum (greater horseshoe bat) is the source of this 2048-nucleotide messenger RNA. RefSeq names its product cilia and flagella associated protein 141 (gene CFAP141). Bases 261 to 569 code for a protein of 102 amino acids. The transcript has 4 exons. The record is from RefSeq and is a predicted model, not a curated record. NCBI's taxonomy places the organism in Eukaryota, Metazoa, Chordata, Mammalia, Chiroptera, Rhinolophidae.